Molecule: messenger RNA, 1002 nt
Organism: Microthlaspi erraticum
Lineage: Eukaryota; Viridiplantae; Streptophyta; Magnoliopsida; Brassicales; Brassicaceae
Source: the annotation of a GenBank genome assembly
AUGAAGUUUGGAGAGACGUUCACGGAAUAUCUACAUGGAGAAGAGGGGUGGUUCCUAGAAAAAUGUCGUCAUGUUGAAUAUAAGAAACUCAAGAAAGUGUUGAAGAAAUGCAAGACAUGUAACUCCACAAGAUCGAAUGAUGAACACACCAACUCAUCGGCUACUUCUUUGUCUGAUUCAUGCCAAUGCCAAUCUUGCCCUAGUUGUGAUGAGAUGUUCUUUGAGGAGCUGAUGAAGGAAGCUUCUGACAUAGCAGGAUGCUUCAAGUCAAGAGUCAGGCAUCUUCUCCAUCUUCAUGUAGCCACUGGGAUGCAAAGAUACAUGAUGCGCCUACGCAGAUGCUUCACGGACGAAAAACAAGCUCUAAUCCAUGAGGGCCAUAUCUUGAUUCAGUACAUAACAAUGAACGCGAUUGCCAUCCGUAAAAUCCUCAAGAAAUAUGACAAGGUGCAUAGCUCAGUAAAUGGGAAGAAUUUCAAGUUGAAAAUGCGAGCAGAGCGCAUAGAGCUCUUGCACUCACCUUGGCUCUUAGAACUUGGAGCCUUUUAUCUCAACUCUGGUCUUGACAAAGUUGGAAACUUCAAGAACUCGUUUGGCCGCGUCUCAUGUAAUAAUCUCAACGAAGAUCAACCAGUGAUGAAACUCAUGCUGCCUAACUCAAUAGAGCUUGAGUUUGAUCUCACUUGCGCAAUCUGCCUGGAAACGGUAUUCAAUCCCUAUGCUUUAAAAUGCGGUCACAUAUUCUGUAAAGCUUGUGCAUGCUCGGCUGCUUCUGUGAUGAUUUCCCAAGGCGUUAAAGCAGCGCCACAACGUUCCAAAUGUCCUAUAUGCAGAGAGGUUGGAGUUUAUGCUGAAGCAGUUUACAUGAUCGAGCUGCACCUUUUGUUAAAGAUGCGCAACAAAGAGUACUGGAAGGAGAGGGUGAUGGGGGAACGCUCUGAGAUGGUGAAGCAGUCCAAGAUGUUUUGGAACGAACAGACGAUGCAAAUGAUCGGUUACUAA